Messenger RNA from Rhipicephalus sanguineus (brown dog tick), 6578 nucleotides. Its product is annotated as protein spitz. The transcript has 7 exons. Gene Ontology annotation, biological process: epidermal growth factor receptor signaling pathway. Lineage: Eukaryota; Metazoa; Arthropoda; Arachnida; Ixodida; Ixodidae. Bases 497 to 1399 code for a protein of 300 amino acids. Gene Ontology annotation, molecular function: epidermal growth factor receptor binding; receptor ligand activity. The record is from RefSeq and is a predicted model, not a curated record.
UUGCCGGCGCAUCAGUCGGUCGCGAACCCCAGCGCCGUCGAGUUCUGUGUUUGCGGCGCGCGCGUCGGCUGCCUGCUCAACCAAUCUCUUGUGCGUGUAGCUUUCGUAGCGCAGCCAUCGUGGAUUUUUCGUGUUCUAACCGCGCCCUGGGUCCUCCUGCCUGUCGGAAUCACCGUACACAGUGGCGGCGGCAUGUUGUCCGUGACUGCGGCGUUCGCUCGUCGCCGUCGGAGGCGCCAGGACGGUGUGCUCGUGCUGCUCAGCGUCGUGCCGCCGCUGCCUGCCGUCGGAUGCCGUGCCUUCGAACAGCGUCACUGCUGCGGUCCGAUGGAUUUCCGAGCGCGUGCCCCGAGCAGCAACUCUACCGAUGCCGUCUCGUUGUGUUAACGGCGCACGGUAGUAGUAGUAGUAGUAGUAGUAGUAGGUAGCUUUACUUAGGAGUGUUCCCAUUCGCGCUUGGCCCCCCGAAUAUCGGAGAAGGAUCUUGCGCCGCGCAAUGACGACGACAAUGGUGGAUGCGACGACUUUGCUGACGGUGCCGACUUGUCGGUGUCUGCGCGAAUCGACCUCGACGACUACGACGAUCUCCAUCGGCGACGGCGCCGCGACGUCGUCUACACGGCGUACCACCGUUUGCGCCUGCCGGUGUUGCUGCUGCGAAUCGCCGGACUGCUGUUGCUGUUCCAGCUUUAUGGUCCUCGAACCGACGCGGCAAAUCGGCGCUGGUUCCUCCUCCUCCUCUUCGUCCCCCUCGCCAGCGUCCAGCUGUGGAGCGGGCGGUCCCUGGUGGCCCAAGGGCCUGCUGCAGGUUGACUCUCGGAGGCUGGCCACCUGCCCACCGGGCUGGCUCCUGUUCAUCGUGCUCGCCGCAGCGCUCCUCCGGAUAGCAGAUGGUUGUUCAUCACGGUCGACGCCUAAGCCACGGCCACCACAGUCAACGGUGCGGCCAAACAUUACAUUCCAGACGUACACAUGCCCUGAGACGUAUGCCAAGUGGUACUGCCUCAAUGGAGCCACCUGCUUCUCCAUCAAGAUUGGAGAGUCCAUCCUCUACAAUUGCGAGUGUGCAGAUGGAUAUAUGGGGCAACGAUGCGAGUUCAAGGACCUCGACGGAACAUAUUUGCCCACAAGGCAGCGAGUGCUGAUCGAGACGGCGAGCAUCGCAGGUGGCGUCACAGUGGCAGUCAUACUUGUCUUCAUAGUCUGCGUCACGGUAUACUUGUACUAUCGGCGUAGGAAAGACAAGACGUUCUUCGACGUUCCAGAUGAGCCGAAGCUCUUCUUCUGUGACAGGAGGAAGGCAACCGGUCCGCAGCCACAGCUCGUCCUCAGGCAGAGUGACCUCGAGCGGGGCAGGGGAGCGCACAUGUGUGAAGAUAACCAGUGCUCCAGCAGCUAGGAGUGAAGUUCUGCUAGUUCCGGGCUACUACUGCUGCUGGUGUCUUUGGUGCAGCACUCACUGCAUUCUGCCAGUCAUCAAUCCUGUUCAACAAAGGGUGUGAUGAUAUAUGCUGGACCUUCUCCUGCCUAACGCCUGCCCCUUCUUCAUCUUGGAGACAAGGACAUUAUUGCUCUGCUACAUUUAUUUAAGCUUCAAAAGACGUCAGGACAGUGCUUGCUGCCCCAGCAGCAAAGAGAGGGAUAGCGUGGUGUGUUGUUCGGCAGGGCUUUGUGGUUUUCCGUGUGUGUGUGUGUGUGUGUGUGUGGAACUGCAGGAACUUCCCUCAUGCUUUUUUGCGCACACGCUUGUUUUAAUUAAUCCCCAUUGUUGUGGAGAAUGACUGUCACUGCUGUGCAUUCGGCAGCCUUGCCUUCCACCCCUUCGCCCGCUACCCACCUGCCUUGCUGCUUGCUACAUCCCGAUGACUGAUUGUGUCGUCGUUAAGUGCUUGUUAUUGAUUUCCAAAGACUCUGCUGUUUAUCCUUGUUCCAUCGUGUAUACAUGGCAUUUUGACAACAUUCCCGGGGCUGCCACUGCUGCGGAGAAACGCCAACUUCACUGGAUUUGACCGGGCGUGACAAACAUUGUUUUGAGUCUCUCUUUUUUCUUCCUCUCUUUCACCCCUCCGCCAUUUGCUUGUUUUCUCCCAUGGGUUAACUUAAACACCUUGUUUGCCAUUCUUCCUUAAGUGGACACAAGAAUGCUAUUGGUCCCCAUACCCCACUCUUUGUUUCUUUACCUUGUUUUGGUCUUUUGCUAAAAACUUUGUUGUGUUCCUUGUUUGUCACUUCUUCAUGCUGCAUGGGUUUGGAAGCCUCGAAGACAGCAUCGCUGUGAUGCCUGUCUUUACCAGGACACUUGCUUCUGCCGCCAUUGUGUUGAUGAUAGUGUGGCAUCAUGGAUUCCACUUGGUAACUUUUUUGCGGCUGUUGUGUUGAUUGUGUGUGCAUGUGUGUGUGUAGAUAGUGUACAUAAUGUGCAACUCUCUUACUGGAAAAAGAAAAGGCAAAAAAAAAAGUGCUAUGUUUCCUCGUUGGCUCGUCCUCUGUUGUCUCCCUCCCCUUCCCUUCUUUUUUAUUAUUUUUUUUCCUUAUUUUUCUUCAUUGUCACUACAAUGAGCCAGCAUUGUUGACGAUGGAGGGCUCUAGAUCAGUUAUUAUGUAAUGAUGGCUGAAUGUAGUAGUGCAUCAGCAUUUCAUCUCACAGCUAUAAAUUACAAGCAGGUAUAAUUACGUGGCUUUAGCAGAUCUAGCAGGUCCUGCGCAAUUAACGCUGCCCAGUACACAGAGUCAGAGCAGUGCUGAUAACAUUUGGUGCAAAAGUUUGUCGCAACGCAGUCAAUGUUCACUAAGACACACAGUACAGUCUAAUACCACCUUAAAAGGGAACAGGCAUGCUUCAUGUGCACCAUAUUAUUUCCUGCCAGUCUGUAAGACUGAGUACUUAAUAUUAUCUUACUUGUUGGUCUGUAAAAUGUUAUGUUGGCACUGUUGCUUUUUUUUUGUUACAUUUGUAGCUAGGUCUGAAAGCAGUAGUCAGUAUACAAGUAAUCAGAGGUAUGGUGACUUAAUCUGGGACGUCUACCUAGCUAACACCAACAUUGUCUCUCAUCAACUUGAGCAAUUUCCUCUGCCAGGCUAACCUGUAGGCCAUUUGCGUUCCUGAUGAGUGUACUGGGCAGUAGCUGAGUAUGCUUAAGGUGCUUUUUAGGUGCUCUUGUUAAUCUAGUGAGUUGUAGAUGUGUAGAUAAUAUUUUGGCACACUGUGUGGGCCUUAGAGUCCCAUCUUUCAUGUCUCCAGGUGUUAAAGGGAAAAAUGAAAAGAAGUAAAACACUGUUAGAACCUACCAGUCACCAUAAAGGAAAUGCACCUUGUAUGGUCCUUAUAAAUUUUACCAGGCAGUGAAAGUAGGUUCUGGGUACUAAAAUAUGCUUUUAGGAAGUUCAAGCUUGAUUGCAUGUCAUUAAUUCAUUAGCCAGUUGGGCCAUAUUCAGUGAGCUUGACCUAAAUGAUUUGCUAUUUUGACGUGGUGAAAUUUCCUCACCUAAAGUCAUCUCUUCUUGGCGCAGUUGAGAACAAAAACUGAUUUCCAGUUUGGUUAUAUUGUACAGUAUACAGUAGCUAAUUAUAUUUGAGAUGGGAUGGAUUCUUGAGGAGCCAUUCAGUAUUGUUUGGCAACAAGAUGUGCACUCGCAUCAUUGUCAGCCUUGACUAAUGAUGCUAAAGUAGGACAUACCAAAGGUGUCAUUCCGGUGCUCAUAAACUUUGCUGAAAUGGUGACCAGAGCCUCUUCAGUGUUUUACAGGCCUGUUAGAUGUUCCUGGUCUCUAAGCACUGUGCCCUCCCCUUCUCUCAGUGGCCCCUUGUUUUCUGUUGAGGUGUGAGGAUUGUACAGCCUUAUAAGUAUGACCAAUUGCUAUAUUAUUAUUAUGAUUAUGACUAUUUGUGCAUUGCAAGGGCCGAUGCACCAUUAAGAGCGAACCUCUUGCUGCCUGUUCUUCUAGUUCCUAUUAUCGUUAGGCCCUUAUUUUUUUCUUUUGUAUUCGAGUGGUUCACCACAGCUUGUUGACGAGCCCACGAGGCAAACGCAUAAGUGCUUUCUUCUUUUUUCUUUUCCCCUCAUGCUUUGUUAACACAUAGACAUUUUUCAAACCAGACUUGACCCCGUGAUGCAUUUUGGGACUUUUGUUUCUAAUGCGAAUGCUUGAACUUUGGCAAUGCCGCAUUUACCAGGGGCUUUGAAUCUCGGGUGCUUGCUUGGUCUCUGCUUUGUGCAACCCAGGCACAUGGGAGCUGUUGUGUUAGUUGCAUUUGUUUGCUUUACAUAUGGUUGUUGCCUGAUGAGAAGCUGUUGUGCAUUCGGAGGUUGAAUUUUCUUGAAUGAAAUCUCAAUGAUGAUAGGGGGGUGAGCAAUCACACAAUGCUCUAUCAUUUGUUGCAUCAUGUUCUUGUGGGUGAUUUCACGAGGUGCUGCACAUUGGCAUACUUUAAGUUGUAAAUUUCAUAACUGAUGCAUAUUACAUAGAAAUUAGGAUUCCUGUUCUUGUCAAGCAUAGCAUUAAGCAUGAAGCUGUAGUAUGGGUGCACACAAGGAAGCUAAGGAAUUGUUUUGCUACAGUGGCAGUGUCUUUUAUGCCUUGUGCGACACAUUUAACUGCUGCAUUUUCUGUGUUAUGUAGCAGACGAUGUUGUUGGGCUGUUUCGUAAAGCUUGCACGACCAUGUUGUGCAGAGAAUGCAAUGGGGAACACGAUAUGAAUUAAUUGUUUCAAGAAUGGUUAGCUUUAAUGUUCUUGCGGUGCCCUAUUACACUGCACUCCAUAUUAUAGUUCAGCACUGGCUUCCAGGAUGCAUAAUUACAAUAGGAAGAUUAUUUCAAACCGCUUGUAAUCGGUAAAGCACAAUAAUGUACUGCAUUGCGUAGCUUAGUAUAUCGCAUAGCAGGUAUCGGUGUACCUUUAUGUUCAUGAGCUAAUCAUUUGCUUGAAAAUCACAUAAUGCUUGGUAGGAGCUUGCCAGUUCGUGUAGGCUAAAGUACGAGUUUGCUGUAAAAGACUGAAUGUUUUGUAACUGUUGAUCACCUUGAAUAAUAGAAUUAGUGCUGUCUAAUUCUUCACCUACAGAACGUUGAUAGAAAAGAAAUAAGUUGAAAAGCACAACACCAUCUGCAUAUCUAAUUGAGAGCCCGGAUUGGCUGGCAUACAAGUACACAUCUCUAUCUAGUCCUCCCUAUUUAUCAGUUGUCUGCUUGGAAAACACAUGUUUAUAUUAGGUUACAGGAUGGUUGGUGUGGUUCUCGCCUCUCUGUCAAUGCUGCCCCACUUGUAUGAUCUUUCGAAUGUUUACAUGAUUGAUAGUGGCAUGUUGAAUAAUGACAUUCUUAGCAAGCAGUUUUGUUUCACAGUGUAGUUGCCCUGACCUUUACCUAUUUGACUUCAGCUAUGACAGCUGAGAAGUUGUGACUUGUAAUAGGUAAGAUAAAAGUCUAUUUGAGUUCAGUUUUGGUGUCAGGAAGCACUUGGUAGCAAUAUUGCAGUUGUUUUGAAAAAUGCUUCAACCCCCAACCCCUUCCCCAAAGCUUUUUGUAUUGACAUAUUUUUUGUAUUGCUGCUUUUCUGGAUGGAUUUAAAAAAUAUAUGUAAUCUGAGACAAAGCUUUGUCACAUUACCACUGUAUGUGCUGCUGACAAGUAAGACUGAUUGCUCUUUUGACUCCUCCUAGCUGAAAUGGAUGGAUCGGCAAAUGACACCAAUCCAGCUUUAUAUCCGAUCUCUUCUACACAUGCGGGCUAGUUCUCUAUAUUUGCUUCUGGAGUAAUUGAUGUGCUGUUUUUCUAUCUUUGGGAAACAAAGAUCAAGCUUGAGCAUUUCUCAUGUUGUUUUUGCAGACACAUUCUUAUUUGUUCCCUCAGAGGGUUUUCCCUUUUUUCUUUUUGCUCUUCGUGCAGUAUAAUGCAAGCCGGGUACAGUCUUAUUUGUUGAUAUUUAUAUGCAUCAGGGCAACCUUACUUUCUUGCUAGAGCUCCGUGCUUUGCUUUAUGCCAUGGGCAACUUUUCUGGGUAUUGGCAGACGAGACAAGUAAGAGAUGGCCAUACAGAUAUGUGUGGCAUGCCUAAGAAUCUUUUUUUUUCAUAGCAUGACUUCUCUUGAAACAGCACAUUACCAGAGAGUUACAUUGCAGUAGUAUACAUUAAUUUUCAGAUUUCCUUCUGGAAUAACUUCCGCUGUCAUGCCACAUUCUUUAUUUGGCAGUUUUAGCUUACUGCUAUGCAAAUUAUUUUUCUUUUCAAUGCCAACAAGACUUCUUUGACAUUCCUUGAAGACAUUAUAUAGGUCUGUAAAAGAUGUCAGUGUAAUCAGUUGUGCAGUCCUCAGGUGCACUUCAGUGUGCUGCUUGAGCCCUGCCCUCUCUCUUAGUGUCUCGUCUAGAUCGCCUUCUCUGCUGCUUUCUCUGUAACUUGCCUCAAACUGAGGGUUUUAAGACCAAAGCUGAUAUCGCGUCGUCUAGGUGCAUCGCAUCUUAUUUAUGAGGAAAGAGAAUACAAAAGUACUUGUGGAAGAAUAAUGUAGAUUUGUUGCGUCGGGUGCCUCGUGGUUCGAGGUCACAAAGAAAAAUAAAAAGUCACUUGUAACAAACA